AUGAGUGCAGAAACAAUGUCUGUUCCUCUUCAGACUGUCGAGCAAAUGAGGGGAGAGAUCAAAGCUAAGUCGGUUUCUCCGGCUGGGGUAAUAGUUCAACCAGGAAGACAACCUUCUGUCGACCCUCGAAACAGCAUUUCUCCCCCUCGAGACUCCACCCCAUCUGCCAUCGGCUAUGCUCAACCCCGUCAACCCAGCCUCAACUCCAUUUCUCCCAAAACACUUCCUAUCAAUCUCCCCCAAGCUCAAGCAACUGAAGAGAUCAUCCUCGGUUCGACUGAGUCAAAACUGACCGCUGAUAUUCCUCAAGAACCAAUGACCAUUCCAAGUCAAAACCAAGACCAAAUACAAAAUCCCUUGGCAAUGACAGAUGAAAUCGAUCCUGCACUUCUUGAUCAAGGUCCUCAUCAACGACGCUCACCCAAGACUGACGCUGAUAAUGUUGUCGUGGGAGAUUCGAUCAAAGAUGAUCCCAUCCCUGGUGUUUCUGAAACCUUUCCGGGCGACCGGGCUGAUAUUUCCCCUUCUAGUAAUCUUCGUGAAACAAACCCCGAUCCUCAUUGGACUUCACAUCUUCUCAACCCCUCGGCCUCCAACUUGUCCAACGGGGAGAAUGGUCAAGUUGAGAAUAAACAAUUCCAUUAUCCUCUCGUACCCGUCAACACCCAAGGUCAAUGGGGUGAAUUUUCCAAUCCUUCCACGGAAACUAAUUCCCCCGCUACACCUAUCGGAGGUCUUCAGAACGAACUGCCAUUCUCGCUCGGGCGUAAGAAUGGAGAAUUUGAUUCUCGUCGAUCUAGCAUUACCGACCUGGGAGUGUCGUCGGAUAUCGGAGUUGGUGCGAUCAAAGGAUCCACAUCGAGCGAAAGUGGUUAUGCCGUUGGAGGACAUGAAGACGCAGAAGGAGAAUUGGAAGAAGGUGAACAAACGGAUGCCACGGGCGAAGGUGGAGUACCAGGACCGAAACAGAAAAAGUCACAUGCUCGUCGACAACCACCGGGACAUAUAAAAAGAGCUCGAAAUGCCUUUAUUCUCUUCAGGAAACAUGUUACCGAUUCGGGACUUAUUCCUCCUUCGGUCGAAGUGAAACAUCAGAAUAUCUCCGUCGUGGCGGCUAAAAUGUGGCGUGAAGCUCCACAGGAAGUUCGACAACAAUUUCAAGAACAAGCACGUAUCGAAAAAGAAGAACACCAACGCAAGUAUCCAGGAUACAGAUACCAACCCGUUUUCCGUAGAACCGAUAUAAUCCGUCGUCGUGUUCGAAAAGAUCCGGCAGAAGACGAAAAGGUCGACGCUGUCGCCGAGGCACUCAUCAAGGGAAAAACUGGUCAAACCCUAGAAGAAGAAAUCAAAGAUCAACUCAAGGCACGUAGCGAUGAGAGUGGUGCCGAAUCCAGUGGUGGUUCCCGUCGUCGUCGUCGAGAUGUUGGUCAGCUGUCCAAAGGAGCUCUCAGAGCUCAGAGAGCGCAGAACCGAGCAAAAUUACAGAGACAGAAUUUGCUCGGAAGUAACCUGCUCAGCGUCAGCAUGUACAACGCUCAGCAUCAACAAGCUCAACAACGCUUGGGUCAUCCAGGAGCUCAACAUCACAUGCAAUACGCGAUGGCGGAACAAUAUCUUCCAGUGGGAUAUGACAUGGAAGGGAGACCUGUCAUGGCUACUGCACCGGGUGCACCAGCGGCGUAUGGAGAGAUGUACGACAUGGCGAUGGGAGAGGGAAUGUACCGUUUACCGCCGAUUCAAGGUGAGAUGAUGUACGGUCAAGGAUGGGAGGGGAACCCUUACCCUGGGGGCUAUGAUGCCGCGCCUGGAAUGGAAUACCCAACUCCGGUCGGCAUGGACGGUGCGGACUAUUAUCAGCAAGGUCUUGGAGAAGGUUAUUCUGGUGACAUGGCGAUGGGUGUACCGAAUCCCGCUGGGAUGCCUGGAGUGUCAGCUCCGACCGGGAUGGAAUAUCGUCUUCCGCCUAUGGUAGAUCAAGCUGAUGGGAACGUACAGAGUCAUUCUCAAGUUCCGCCACCGCCUGGAGAGAGACAAGCAGACGACCGAAUACGUGACUGGGCCAGCGAUCUCCAUCUGCCAGCACAGCAAGAACCUUCCGGUCACGUCAUGUUCAAUGAGAGGUUGUUCGACGGUGCUCUCGGAAGCGCCACUCUGCCGCAUAUGAGUGAAAGGAGGGAGAGCGACGAAGGAUUGGCUGCUUUCGACGAGGCUGUUGCGCAGGCUAAUGAGGUGCCGAGCUGGUGA
This is a messenger RNA of Tremella mesenterica DSM 1558, 2247 nucleotides long. RefSeq lists its product as uncharacterized. Lineage: Eukaryota; Fungi; Basidiomycota; Tremellomycetes; Tremellales; Tremellaceae. The record is from RefSeq and is a predicted model, not a curated record. The transcript is spliced from 3 exons. Gene Ontology annotation, biological process: regulation of transcription by RNA polymerase II. Gene Ontology annotation, cellular component: nucleus. The coding region runs from base 1 to 2247 and encodes 748 amino acids. Gene Ontology annotation, molecular function: DNA-binding transcription factor activity, RNA polymerase II-specific; RNA polymerase II cis-regulatory region sequence-specific DNA binding.